Culex pipiens pallens (northern house mosquito) is the source of this 3161-nucleotide messenger RNA. RefSeq names its product vacuolar protein sorting-associated protein 18 homolog (gene dor). The record is from RefSeq and is a predicted model, not a curated record. The transcript is spliced from 3 exons. Gene Ontology annotation, cellular component: HOPS complex; endosome. NCBI's taxonomy places the organism in Eukaryota, Metazoa, Arthropoda, Insecta, Diptera, Culicidae. Gene Ontology annotation, biological process: endosome to lysosome transport; endosome organization; organelle fusion. The coding region runs from base 94 to 3072 and encodes 992 amino acids. Gene Ontology annotation, molecular function: protein-macromolecule adaptor activity.
GAUUCAGUGGUUAUUAUCGAUUUUCUCCUAAAACUGAUCAAAAUUCGUGAAAUUCUCGAGUGAAACUUGCUAAAAAGUGAUUUCCCGGCCACGAUGGCUUCCAUGUUCGACCAAUACUCGUCGGCGCUGGUGCGGGAAACGAGCACCGCUCCAGAACCGCCCAGCCAGCCCCAAUCGUCGGGCUACGUCACGGUCCGCACCAAGAAGGAGAUUCCGAUCUUCGCGAAGCAAAAGAUGAACCUGAAUCUGCCGACUGGGAUACUGCAUCUGUCGGUGCAGAACGAUUGGGUUAUUAUUUUGAUGACGAAUAUGACCAUCUUCCGGUUGAACAUCAAGCAGCCGGACCGGUUCACGGAGGUUCCGAUUGACAAGUACGUUGGGGGGUUGAAACCGACGGGGUUGUUUCUGGAUCCGCUCGGGGCGCACGUACUGGUGACGUUUGUGCCGAAAUCUCCUGGGUUUACGCCGGAAGUGAUUUAUCUGCCGCGGACCAGCUUCAAGCCAAAGUUUGUGGCCAAGUUGAAGGACCAGGAGAUAACGGCGGUCGGGUUUAACUAUUCGAACAAUUCGGAGAGCUCGACGGGGCCGAUCUUGCUGGGGACCAGCAAGGGGACCAUCUGGGAAGCGGACAUUGGGGUCGACGGCGGGGACAAGCUCAUCCAGCAGAACCUGCGCCAGGUGUUUGACGUGGGAACGGGCGGGGACGCACGGCCAAUCAGCGGCAUCGAGUUCCACAUGCGGCAGGACCACCGGAACAUGCACUGCAUCAUUCUUGUGCUCACCCUGGACCGAAUCUACACGUUUCACGAGACGAUCCGGCAAGCAGAUUCCAAAAUGACCUUUGGCCAACUUCAACGAGUGUUCAGCUCCUACCUGAACAUCCCGGAACAACUAAACGACUACGAGCACGUCAUCAGCAAGCUGAACUACUCCCGGCUCGCAUUCAACUACGAGGAGGACUUCCCCAAAAGCUUCGGCUGCCUGACCGAGGACGGCAUCAACUUCCAGGAGAUCGACCCCAAAAUGGACACGCCCCAAUUCGUCGUGCAGAAAGAGCUCAUUCCGUACCCCUCCCAGGAGGACGGUUCCACCGCCGGGGCUGACGGUCAGCAGCCGGACAAUUCGUCGUACAAGGUCAAACCAAAGUGGUCCAACACGCCGCUGUCGUUUGUGCUGACGGAUUUCCACGCGAUUCUGCUGUACACGGACCACGUGACGGCGAUUUCGUUGCUCAACUAUCAGGUCGUGUACGAGGAGUACUUUGUCGAGCAGUACGGGAAGUUGGCCAACGUGGUGAAGGAUGUGCGGUCGAACGUGACGUACGUUUACAGCAACAAGAUGAUCUUUCGGUAUAAGAUCAUCAACGAGCAGCGCAACGCGUGGCGCCUGUACGCGGACCGCCAAAAGUUCGACCUCGCGCUCCAAUACUGCAACGACAACCCCGCACACCGGGACAUGGUCCUGGUCAAGCAGGCCCAAUCCCGGUUCGACCUGGGCGACUACCUAGAAGCUGCUCGUAUCUACUCCGACACUCAGCUGAGCUUCGAGGAGGUCUGCCUGCGGUUCAUAAACGGCGGCCAGAACGACGCGUUGAUGCUUUACUUGAAGAACCGGUUGGCGCGGCUAAAGUCGCAGGAGAAGAUGCAGAUCACGAUGCUGAUCGUGUGGAUGGUGGAGCUGUAUUUGGUGGAGAUUUCGCGGUGUGCGGUUGAUAGUCCGGAGCGGGAGCGGGAGUUGCAGAAGGAGUUUGACGCGUUCAUGCAGACGGCGAUCGUGAUCGACUGUAUGAAGAAGAAUCGGGCGGUGAUUUAUGAUUUGAUGGCGUCGCACGGGGACAGUCACAAUUUGACGGCGCUGACGACGAUCCACCGGGAUUACGAGAGUGUGAUUCAGCAGUACGUGAACCAGGGCCGGUUUGAGGACGGGUUGGCGGUGCUGAGGGCGCAGAGUCGGCAGGAGUUGGUGUACAAGUAUGCGCCGGUGUUGAUGGAGGAGUUGCCGGGGGAGACGAUUAGCGUGUUGAUUGGGCAGGGGAAGCGGCUGGAUCCGGUCAAGUUGAUUCCGGCGUUGCUUUGUUUGGACAGUCCGAAGCACGUUUCGGAGAUUGUCAAGUAUUUGGAGUUUUGCAUCCACUCUACCGGAUGUUCCGACGCCGCCAUCCACAACUAUCUGAUCCAGCUGUACAGCGAGCACUUCCGGGACAAACUGCUAACCUUCCUCGAGACCCAGGGCAAGGACAUCACCAUGAUCAGCUACGACGCCCACUACGCACUUCGAAUCACCCUCAACCACAAAAUCCAGGACGCCAGCGUCUUCCUCCAGUGUCUGCUCGAGCAGUGGGUCCCCGCCGUCGAAGCCGCCCUCUCCUUCGACACCCAACUCGCCAAACUGACCGCGUCCCAGCCCACCGACCAAACCCUGCGCAAAAAGCUCUGGCUCCUGAUCGCCGAAAAGGAAAUCCGCGGCAAGCACGAAAACGUCCAAGAAGCGCUCCAAAUCCUCAAAGAGUGCGACCUCCUCCGCAUCGAGGACCUCCUCCCCUAUUUCUCCGACUUCCAGAAGAUCGACCACUUCAAGGAAGCCAUCUGCGAGUCCCUCAAAGAGUACAACGUCAAAAUCCAGGAGCAGCGCAAGGACAUGGAAGACUCGGCCAAAUCCGCCGAGCGCGUCCGCGCCGAACUGCAAACCUUCCGCAACCGGUCGGUCACGGUCGGCGCCCAGGAACAGUGCGCCAUCUGCGGCGUCUACCUUCUACUCAAACCGUUCUUCAUCUUUCACUGCGGCCACAAGUUUCACGGCGACUGCCUCGAGCGGCAAAUCGUGCCGCAACUUGACGCGGAAGUGGUGCACCACCUGAUGAACCUGAAGCAGCAGCUGACGGUGGCGCAGCAGCAACUGAAUCAUCCAGGGGUGGACUCGGUGGAUGCCGUUACAAAUAGCAAGGAGCAUUUGAAGGCGCAGAUUGAGGAUAUUCUCGCGUCGGAUUGUUUGUACUGCGGGGAGGUGAUGAUCAGGACGAUUGAUAAGACGUUUAUCGAGAACUGGGAGAAGGUGGAUAGUGAUUGGCAGUGAGAGGAGAAUGUUAUUAAUUACUCACAUCGUAUUUAAUUGUAUUUUUUAUGCAAAUAUAUUAUGCAUUAUAGUUCAAACUUGAAGUGAAA